This is a messenger RNA of Apis cerana (Asiatic honeybee), 2816 nucleotides long. RefSeq lists its product as uncharacterized. The record is from RefSeq and is a predicted model, not a curated record. NCBI's taxonomy places the organism in Eukaryota, Metazoa, Arthropoda, Insecta, Hymenoptera, Apidae. Gene Ontology annotation, molecular function: protein binding.
AUACCGGAAAGACUGGAAGACGACAUUAGUUCUUUCGGUCGUUUUCCUUCCAGCUUUCUAGUAGAAUUGGUUUUCAUUUGAGACAACAUAAUAUCUGUAAUUUUCAAAUAAAUAAUGUCAGUCUCGUUAGUAGUGGCGCGUAAAAAAAUAACAUAUUAAGGAGAGAGUAUUCACGUAGUUUCUCAUUGUUUCGUUUCGUGGGAUUCACAAACGUGUUAUCGCGCGCAUUGACAGAAACGUCAAUAGAUUGUGUGGGAACGAGCGUGAAAGCCAACGAGACAAACUUUUACGGCCACGUUAACUGACAUUCAAAUCGACAGAAUGGAUAAACGAGUGAAUCGAAGAACGUGCUUAUAGACAGAUAAUCGAUUUUCAAGAUUCCUGCGUUACCAUGCACUUUGCUCUUCUACCACUGGAAUGUCAAUGGGCAACAAAUAUAACCGCAAUGUAGCCUGUACCUUGACUCUUGCCAGACUUGCUUGCUUUAUGUAGGUAAUCAGAUCAAGGUACACUAUGAAAAAAAAUUAAAGACGAAAUGAUUCGAGUCUAUUCGACAUUACAACUAUUUGUCAAGUUAUGCGAUGUCGACGUUAUAUGUCAUAAUUAUAUCUCGAAAAUAACGUGUCGGAAGAUCGUCCUACGCUUUGAAUAGCGUUGACGUUCUAUCUGUGAAAUGUUCGAAUGCCAUCCCGAUCAAUUCGAUCGAUCUUUCUUCGAAUGCGUUCAUCGUUUUAUAAAUGAAUUCGUUCAUUAUUUAAAGAGCCAACUGCCUAGAGAUGUUUCUUUGAAUAACUCCCGCCUCUUCUUAUAUUUUUAUCGAAGAAUAACGAUACAAGAUAAAUGUUCAAAAUCAUUUUAUUAUGCUAUUCGGAUCUUGAGUGAUCUCGAGUUUGCGAGACGUUGAACUCGUUUCAAAACCGGUUAUAAUGGUAUCGAAUAAAAAAUGUAACAUCCAAUGAGAAGAAAAAUUUAAUUGAUCUUGAAACUUAUUUUACAAUAUUUAUUAAUUUUUUUUUUUAUGAAAUUUCAACUUAUAUUUCGUUAUUGCAUAUAUUAUAGUAUAUAUUAGUUUUUUAAAAAUCUCUAAUAAUUCAACAGCAUGAAAAAUUGCUAAUUAAAACCGAUCUUUAAAUAGAACGUUAUCAUCAAAGACAAAAUUCCCAGACAUAUGUUUCGUGUAUUACAUAUGCACGACAUGUGAUCAUUAAAAGCACGCACGUAUACUCGUGGUUUCUUACCAAAAAAAAAUUGGAAUUUAUCGCUUUAUUACGGUAUCCCUUGCCAUUAACUGGAAUGAAAAGCAGGUGACAGAGGCAUGGUCGCUGCAUGAGUCACCAUCAUGAUUUUCGUGAUCGACGUGGUACGCAUAAUAACGAGGACGGAAUUUCGUUUCUUUUACAAGUUCGUUCAUUCGACAAAGAUCAUCUACAUCGGAUACAGAUACAUAAAUAUGAUUAAAAAAAUGUAAAUUCAUCUCCAAAGAUCUAUCCAUUGCACAGCAAGUGGGAGAACGAUAAAAAAGAAAAUGCGAAAUUUGCAACGAGCCGCAACCUCGAUAACCACAAAUAUAAUUUGUUGGGAACAAAACAAAAGCGACAGGACGUAUCUGACAGAUGUCAAAAUUUCUAGUCUUUUUCAUACGGCGUCUUAAUGCGGUAACCUUCGCAAAAGAAAAAAAAUUAGCAAUAAACGAUAACUAUUGAUCAUCGUGCCCGGAGAAAUUAUUCACGACAGCCUAUCGAGAGACAAUGUGAGAGCACGCGCGCGUACCAAUGCCAGAAAUGGAAACGCAACGAGAAUGGACGAGCUUGCAAUUACUCGAGAGCCCAUUAGGAAGCGUACCAGGAUUGGUAACAAGUGCGACUCACAGACCGUGGUUCCGAUAUCGUUUCCGAUCCCAAGAAUUGUGUCCUUACCGGUGGAGAUCAUCUUCGAAAUUUUCUCCUAUCUCUCCUACAAGGACCUUUACGCCAUCAGUCACGUGUCCCUGUUUUUCAACCGGCUCGCAUAUGAUCCAUUUUUAUGGCGAACUUACGAGGUGACGAACAACGAACAAGAUACAGCUGAGGUGAUUAAGGAGCUGAAGAGGAUGCCGCUGCUGAAGAAGUUCAGUAUAAGUGUCAGAGCGGAUUGCGACGAGAUCUUGCGGCAGAUCUCGCUGACGAACAAAAAAUUAGAGGAACUCCACGUUUCUAAUUGCACAGGUUCCACGUCGAAAUUGUAUCUACGCUCGGGCUACCUGAUCCGCAUACUGGAGAGGUGCCGUAAUUUGCACACGAUCAAUAUACUGGGGAGCAGAUUCCGCGGCCGGAAGUUCUAUCGGCUGUUGGGCGACAUAGGGCCACGUCUCAGAUCCGUCUACGCCCCGGCGACGAAAUCGCAGUUCUGCACGUUCAUCAAGUACGCAAGGCAGAUCAGCGAGACUGAUCGGGAGACGAUCUGCUCGAUGUAUAUCGGAGUGAAAAGUUGGGCGCCCUUGUACUACUUUGUCACGAAACGGGCAGAUCGGGUUUGCACGGCCCUGAUCAGCUACCUCCACAACGACAUCCUGCUGAUCGAUGCGAAUCGAUCGAUUCACAAACUUUCCAUCACCGAUAGAAGGAACACUUAAUCGAGAGGUCUUGAGAGGCUGAAUCCUUUUCUUCUUACGACGCUUCGAAAUAUCGUUCGAGAAGAAUACAAGCGAUACGAGGAACGAUGAAGAUACCAUGAAGAUGAGAGAGAAUAUUCGCGUUUUACGAUAUUCCUUCGAGAAUGUAUAUGUAAUCAUGCCGUUGUAUUGUACAAAUACAUGUAUAUAUAAGUGUAUUUAGUUA